This is a messenger RNA of Colletotrichum higginsianum IMI 349063, 1194 nucleotides long. RefSeq lists its product as uncharacterized. The transcript has 3 exons. The record is from RefSeq and is a predicted model, not a curated record. Bases 1 to 1194 code for a protein of 397 amino acids. Lineage: Eukaryota; Fungi; Ascomycota; Sordariomycetes; Glomerellales; Glomerellaceae.
AUGGUAUCGAUCAAGUGUCUUCUCCCGCUCGCGGGGCUCAUUGUUGCGGCCCUCUCCGCCGAAAUUGCUCGCUUCGAUCCGGGCCUGGCUACCAUGACAGCCCUGCCCCGAGAUGUCAUGGUUAACCCCUUCGAAGCCGAGCCGACGCCGCCCCCGCAUGGGCGGUUCGCAGUCAUGGCCUUGAAGAGACAAAUCAGUCCUACCUGCGGGUAUUUCGAGACCGAUGGCUCGCCUUGGGUGUGCGAAACGACUCAAACCUGUGCCACCAACGGAAGAUACUUCGGCUGCAGGCGAGGCUCCAUACCCGCCACUGCCUGCAGAGAAUACACGGAUCCCGUUUGCUCUCAGAGCAGCCAGGGUAUCGCUCUUGGGUAUGCUCGGCUCACACGAGUUCCAACCAGCAACUUUGACAUUGCAUAUCCCUUUUGCAUGACGGGCUUAAAACUCCUGGGCCGCGAUACCGUAUCGACUCUCACCGGCUUCCUGUGCGCGAAUAAUAGAUUCAGGGGUAGCCGGUAUAUCUUGGUGGACCCCCCCAUUACGACGACCACUAGUGCAACCCCUUUAAUCACCAGCACAACCACUGUAUCCCCCAGUCCUAACAGUACCCCACCUACCGGGCCCUCAGCUACUCCAACUGAGACUACUUCUCCGGUGCCAUCGGGCCCGCCUGUUGGCGCGAUCGUGGGCGGAGUCGUCGGUGGGGUCGCCCUCCUGGGCGCCAUCAUCACAGCCGUGAUCUGGAUGCUAGCUCGCAAACGCCAGAAGGGCAGAAACAACAACAGCAACGGUAACCCCGAUGGAAUGGCACCCGGCGUGAGCCAGCACUUCCCCCACAACGGGAUGGGCUACUCCGGAGCCCCGAUGGAAGCACAACUCUCUAGACAGACCACCGGAUUCGACGCGUCCAAGGGCAACUACCAAUCCACCGUCACCCCGGCGGGGGUCGGGCAAAGUAUCCAACACCACCAUGGCUACUCCCACCCCAUGCCCGCACCUUCAAUCAUGUCGACGAGUACGGCUGGACCGUAUCAGCCGCCCGUCUCGGCGAUACCGCAAAGCCCCGAGGCUGCCCCAAUGUACAACGCAGUCCACAACGGCCAUGCCAUGCAGUACACGUCCGAGGUGCCUGCUAUCAACAAAGCCGGCACCGGCAACAAUGCCUCAGAGCUUCCAUCUCCGAAUUAUAGGUGA